AGCCGAAGAUGUCGGCUCGGUCAUGUGAUCAGCUGUGUCCAAUCAAAGCUGAUCGCAUGGAACAGGUACACUGAUCAUCAGGGCACUGAUGAUCAGUGUGCCCUGAUGAUCAGUGUAGCCCCAGCAGUGCCACUUGUCAGUGCCCAUCAAUGCCUGCUGUCAGUGCUCAUUAAUGCCACCUGCCAGUGCCCAUCAGUGCCUCAUCAAUGUCACAUAUUAGUGCCUACCAGUGCACAUCAAUGCCACAUAUUAGUGCCCAUCUGAGCUGCCUUUCAGUGUCACCUAUCAGUGCCAGUCAGUGCCACCUAUCAAUACC
Molecule: messenger RNA, 316 nt
Organism: Staurois parvus
Lineage: Eukaryota; Metazoa; Chordata; Amphibia; Anura; Ranidae
Source: the annotation of a GenBank genome assembly